Fusarium coffeatum is the source of this 1314-nucleotide messenger RNA. RefSeq lists its product as uncharacterized. The record is from RefSeq and is a predicted model, not a curated record. Gene Ontology annotation, biological process: purine nucleobase biosynthetic process. Gene Ontology annotation, molecular function: phosphoribosylamine-glycine ligase activity; metal ion binding; ATP binding. NCBI's taxonomy places the organism in Eukaryota, Fungi, Ascomycota, Sordariomycetes, Hypocreales, Nectriaceae. The transcript is spliced from 3 exons. Bases 1 to 1314 code for a protein of 437 amino acids.
AUGAAAGUUCUUGUGGUUGGGAAGGGGGCUCGAGAACAUGCAUUGGCUUGGAAGCUGAGCCAAGCCAGAUCUGUCGAGCAUGUCUUCGUCUUUCCUGGCAAUGGGGGAACAACUCAUACGGAAGGCGUAGUGCCUAUUUACACUCUGGCCGGCAUCCCUACAGGUACAUCGGGAUACUUUGAGUUGGCGCAAAAGGCCAAGAACCUUGGGAUCGGGCUUGUUGUGGUUGGGCCCGACGAUGAUGUCGUUAAUGGCAUUGAGGAGUACUUCAGAGAAGUUCAGAUACCUUGUUUCGCGCCGUCACGUAAAGCAGCAGAGCUCGAGGGCUCCAAAGUUUUCGCCAAAGACUUCAUGAAGAAACAUGCGAUCCCCACAGCGCACCACAGCAGUUUCGAUAGCUUCGACGAGGCUAGCGCCUACGUACGCUCAGUUUUCACCGACAAAGAUCACCGGAUCGUGAUCAAAGCAGAUGGUCUUGCCGCGGGGAAAGGCGUAGUCCUCCCCGAGACCCCCGAACAAGCCUUGGAGGACCUUCGAAGCAUCAUGAAUGAUGGAAGGUUCUCCACAGCAGGGUCUUCUGUGGUGAUUGAAGAGUACAUGGAGGGAUUCGAGAUCAGCAUUUUGACUUUCAGCGACGGAAAUACUUUCUUCUCCCUUCCCGCAGGCCAAGACCACAAGAGGAUCCUGGAGGGAAACAAGGGACCUAACACCGGAGGCAUGGGAGUUUAUUCCCCUGUCCCAAUGAUCACUCCAGCGAUCACGCAACAGAUCGACGACACUAUCCUGAAGCCAACGUUCGAAGCUCUUCAAAAAGAAGGGCGCCCCUUUCAAGGCUUGCUUUUCACUGGUAUCAUGGUCACCAAGUCCGGCCCCAAGGUCAUCGAGUACAACGUCCGAUUCGGUGAUCCCGAGACCCAAAGUUCAAUGCUGCUCUUGUCCGAGGAAACGGACCUAGCGAGCGUCUUGCUGUCAUGUACGAACGGCACACUUGCGCAGAUGAAAGACGCAAUCAAGACCAAACCAGGCUUUGCGUGCAACGUUGUCAUUGCGUCUGGUGGGUAUCCUGGAGAUCACGAAACAGACAAGAAGGUGUCGCUCAAGACCCCCCCUGAGGGCGUAGUCAUCUUCCAUGCAGGAACUCGGAAAGACAAAGAUGGGACAUUGAAGACAGCAGGAGGACGUGUCUUUUCGGUGGCCGCCUACGGAGAUACUCUAGAACAGGCCCGGUCUAAGGCCUACCAGGGGGUUGAGUGUGUCUCGUUUGAACCCAUGGUGUUCAGGACGGAUAUUGCGCAAGGAGGCCUAGAGGCCUGA